AGAAAAGUCAUAAACAAAGCUGUUUAGAAGAAUCCAGACGUCAUAGCUUUUUUUUAUAGCUAUAUAUAUAUAUAUAUAUAUAGAGCUUUACCUUCAAGCACCCUCAUCGGAAGGAAUUGAUAAUAUUCCACUUUAUACCACAAGAUGGGUAUGGUUUUUGGGAAGAUAAGCGUAGAGACUCCCAAGUACGAAGUAAUUCGAUCGUUUACCGACUAUGAAAUCCGAAAAUAUGCACCCUCUGUGAUAGCUCAAGUCACCUAUGACCCAUCACAGUUUAAGGGUGACAAAGAUGGCGGAUUCACUUUGUUGGCCAACUACAUCGGAGCAUUGGGCAAUCCACAGAAUGUGAAGCCGGAAAAGAUCGCCAUGACAGCUCCGGUGAUAACAAAAGCCCCGCAAAGCACUGCUGAGCAGAUUGCAAUGACAGCUCCUGUUGUGACAAAGAGCAGGGGGGGAGAAGAGAAGAAGAUGGUGACCAUGCAGUUUUUGUUGCCGGAUAAGUAUCGAAAGGCUGAGGAGGCACCGAAGCCGGUGGAUGAGAGGGUGGAGAUAAUAGAGGAAGGGGAGAGGAAGUAUGGGGUAGUGAGGUUUGGAGGUGUGGCAACAGAGAAAGUGGUGGAGGAGAAGGUGGAGAUGCUGAAGAAGAGUUUGGAGAGAGAGGGGUACAAGAUCAUAGGGGAUUUCUUGCUAGCAAGGUAUAACCCACCUUGGACUUUGCCUAUGUUUAGGACUAAUGAGGUUAUGAUCCCGAUUGAGUGAGUUUGUAAAACUUGGGUUUUGUAAAAGAGAAAUAAUAGCUAUUAAUAAAACAAGUUUGUUUCAAA
Messenger RNA from Ziziphus jujuba (common jujube), 824 nucleotides. Its product is annotated as heme-binding-like protein At3g10130, chloroplastic. The transcript has a single exon. Lineage: Eukaryota; Viridiplantae; Streptophyta; Magnoliopsida; Rosales; Rhamnaceae. The record is from RefSeq and is a predicted model, not a curated record. Bases 145 to 759 code for a protein of 204 amino acids.